Pyrus x bretschneideri (Chinese white pear) is the source of this 1587-nucleotide messenger RNA. RefSeq names its product protein COFACTOR ASSEMBLY OF COMPLEX C SUBUNIT B CCB4, chloroplastic. Bases 1 to 1254 code for a protein of 417 amino acids. The record is from RefSeq and is a predicted model, not a curated record. Gene Ontology annotation, biological process: cytochrome b6f complex assembly. Lineage: Eukaryota; Viridiplantae; Streptophyta; Magnoliopsida; Rosales; Rosaceae. The transcript has 10 exons. Gene Ontology annotation, cellular component: chloroplast.
AUGCCUUCGCGUCAUUCAGGUCGUUCGUUGGAAUCGAUAUCAGUCAUGGACCAUGGUGAUGGUGGUGGAUUUUGGUGGUGGGGUGGGACGUGGUUGUGGAUGAUAAGUAAAGCCUGGACCCCACUCAUCACCUUCCACGACAAGACUUCGUCACAUGCAGUGACUCGAUGCGUACGUGGAGUCAAGGCAGUGCAGCGGCGGCUGCAAGUGCAACUUUCAUUCUUCAACACCCAGUUUCUCCAACUUCAACAAGUCACAAAUCUAUUUGUCCCCCAUGCCUACAAAAUUCAGCUAAACGACAGGCCGUUUCCAAUCCAAAGCAAAAUAUCAAAUAUCAGCGCCAGGUCACCUAUUCCACAGAUUUCGAUGGAAGCGGGAAGCCUUCUCCGCAGUCCAAUUCCAUGGACUCCAAAACGCCCUUUCCGACGUCGUCUCGUCCCCGCUUUCCCGCGCAGCAUCAGGGCUUCGAAUUCAGACACUCGUUACAGAGGCCCAAAGCCCAAGAGAAAUUGGGUCGCCGAUUGGGUCUCCAACAACGACGACGCCGCUCGGAGCUUGCCGAUAUACGCCGGCGGCGCCUCUCUCAUGGCCAUCCUCUUCAACCGCACCGUUUCGGACAUCGCUCUCGUCGCUGACGCCAGUAGUUCACAGUCCAGAGCUGAUUUAUUGACGUUGGGAUUGGCCGUGACCAACAUACUAGCAGGUUUGGUGUGGCUGUCGAUCAGGCCAAAAUCUAUAUCUAAGGUGAGUCCGGAAGGGGUCGAAUGCGAGCAGAUGCAUCCGAAUCUUCCCAAGACUCUACUUUCUGAGUUGUUGUGGGCAUGGGAAUCUCUCUCCAGCGUGACAUGCUGCCGGUCUCUAGUUAUAGUUUAUGAUGGAAGAUGUAUCCUUCAGAUUGGUUUUGCAGCCGAAUCUUCCAAUGGUGAUGGAAAGGCUGUGGAUGUGGAUGCUGAUAAACUGAUGCAAGGAUCACUCUAUCGAGGGGUUAUGAAAUCAGGAGUUCAGAGCUAUUUGGCCAACCUAUAUCUUUAUCCUGGGAAAUCCGAGCUACCAUUUCUGCCUUCAAAUACGCAGGCAGUAAUAUUGCAGCCACUUGGAGACAAAGGGAUUGCUGUAAUUGGUGGUGACACAGUAAGAGGAUUCACAUCGUCUGAUCAGGCAUGGAUUUCAUUAAUCGGAGAGAAGCUCGAUUCUACGCUAUCAAAAUACGUGGAAAACCUCCCAUUGGCUGUACAAGAUCCAGUUCUGAAGUAAUUAAACUGUGAGGCUUAAUGAUCGUAUCGCCUUAUGCAACGGCUGUAGCCUUUAUCCAGGUUCCUCAAGCAACAGCUUAUCGUACAGAGGAUGAAGGAUGGCGGUUAUCGAGAUCAUGUUCUCGUGCCUUCCAAUUCUAUUGCGAUACCUGAAAUAUAUAAUGUAUGUAGUCUGUUUCUUUGUAUUAUCGGUCAGUUAUCUUCGACAAUGCAUUUCGAACAGAUUCUUCGGAGCUGCUUGCUGGGAAUUUGUACAAAGCGGACUCUUCAGAGCUGUAUCUAAUUCUAAACUCAAAACCGCACUUUUAUUACUAAUGCACCUAAUUUUGCUCGA